Molecule: messenger RNA, 2562 nt
Organism: Selaginella moellendorffii
Lineage: Eukaryota; Viridiplantae; Streptophyta; Lycopodiopsida; Selaginellales; Selaginellaceae
Product: receptor-like protein 7
Exons: 3
Coding region: 1-2562 (853 amino acids)
Molecular function (GO): protein binding
Source: RefSeq, a predicted model, not a curated record
AUGGAGAUCAAUUCAUUAAGCCAUCUCGAGGGUUUCAAGCCAUCAUUCCCCACUGGGAAUGAUGGGGAUGGGGAUCGCCUUUACCAAGAGUUGUUCCUGCAAAUCAAAGGACGAGAGAAUAUAGGCUAUGAAUAUGUUUUGAGGACAACCACUCUGCUGGACUUGUCAUCCAACUCCUUGAGUGGAGAGGUUCCACCAAACCUUGGGGAUUUAAGCGGCCUUCGAUUUCUCAACUUGUCACACAACAACAUCUCUAGUAGGCUUCCCAGAACACUUGGCAAGCUCAAAUUGCUGGAGCAACUGGACAUGUCAGACAAUCACUUGUAUGGAGAGAUUCCAGUGGAGCUUGAAGAGCUGAACACUUUGUCAUCUCUUAACCUGUCAUCUAACACACUUAGUGGACGCAUUCCUACGGGUGGUCAGUUCAACACAUUCGUCAACUCAAGCUAUGCUGGGAAUCCAAACUUGUGUGGAAGGCCGCUGAGCAAAGCAUGCUCUCAACAAAGAGUUGUCAAUCCUGAGGAUGAUGCGGAUUGCCAAGAAGCAAGAUCUGGAUGGUGGGACGAGAAUGUGGAUCCAAUUGCAUUUGGAGUUGGCUGCUCCAUUAGCUUCUUUUAUUCCAAGCUACUUGUGAUCGAUGAACGCGGCCGCCUAUGCCCGGCUCAUCAAAUCCUACACCGUCUCUCGCGAUCUCGUCCAGGGCAAGUGCGUCCACGCCCAGAUCCUCCACUCCCAUCUCGCCACCAACACCUUUCUCACCAAUCUCAUCGUCGAGAUGUGGUCGUCUGCAUGACAGGCGGAAAUACUCACCACUAUACUGUAAUCUUGAUUAUCAAGGUUAAAACUAAUCUAGAAUGUUUAUCUGAUAACAUGUUUGUAGUCUGUCUCCUUUGCAAUGAGCCUCUUACUAGUGUGCUCUAUCAUUUGGAUCCCUUGAUCUCUUUUGCAAUGAAUCCUUUGCUCCUGGCACUCACAGCAACAAAAGAGGCAAUGAAUGACAAGCAGGCAAUGGAUGAGCAUGAGCUUUUGCUUCGUUUGCAGUCGUGUAGGGAUCUACGGGCAGCCGAGGAGUUUCCUCCAACAACAACACUGGUCAUGUUCAAGAGCUCAAUUUCUCUGGCUGGAUGCUUAGGGGAAACUUUAACUCCCUCUUCUUUGGGCUUACUCAUCUCACUACCAUCUACCUCUCUGCUAAUGCUAUUCAAGGAGAAAUUCCUUAGUAAGUUACACAAUUUGACAUCUUUGAAUCUCCAAAGCAACAAUUUAUCCAGCAACAUUCCAAUUGAAAUGGGAAAGCUCUUGAAGCUUAAGUACAUGAAACUAAGAGAUAAUUUUCUCAGUGGGAACAUUAGAAAAGAGUUUGGAUGCUUGAAAGACCUUCAAGUUCUCAGCCUCCCCAACAAUUUCUUGACUGGCCCACUCCCAAAGGAGCUUGGUUCACUAGAACAAUUGCAGCUUCUUGCCCUUGGCAUGAAUAAUAUCACUGGAGAAAUUCCAACUGAGCUGGGAAUGCUGAAAAGGCUCGAAAUACUUGGCCUCGAUUACAACUCAUUGAACAGUACUAUACCCGAGUCUCUUGGCAACAGCUCAUCACUGGUACAAAUACAUGUUGGUCAAAACCCCCUUCUUCAUCCCAAAAUACCAACUUCUUUAGGCCAAUUGAAGAACCUUGAAUAUUUCUCUAUGUUUGAUGUUACAAGCGUUAGUGGGCAAAUACCUCCUGAGGUUGGCAACUGCACCAAACUCCAAUGGUUUGACAUCAAUGGAGACUUCUCCAUAGAACAACAUAUAAAUGGUCCAAUUCCCUUGUCACUUCUUCAAAUACCAUCACUGACAACACUGGGACUCUAUCAUCUCAAUCUUACACACUUGCAAUUGCCUAACGAAUUGUGGAAUAUGAGUCAACUUCAAUAUCUUAGCAUGGGUAACACUGGGUGUGAAGGGACACUUUCUUCACAAAUUGGUGACAUGACUAAUCUCACUUAUUUGAAUUUGGGGACAAACACUCAUAUCAAGGGAGUCAUACCGGAGGAGAUAGACAGAUGUGAGAGAUUGAUGCAUCUUUCUCUCGAUGGUAACAUGUUAAGUGGCCACAUCCCACAUUCGCUGGGAAAACUACACUACUUGAAGUACCUUAAACUGGGAAGCAAUGGAUUGAGCGGAGAGAUCCCUUCAUCUCUAGUGCAACUCUCCAACCUUGAGGCUUUACAGUUGGAGAAUAAUAUUUUUACUGGAAAGAUGCCUUUGUCUCUAGGACAACUCAAAAGCUUACAACUUUUAUAUCUAUUCAAUAACAAAUUCGUGGGAAGGAUGAAGGGCCUCCAAAAACUGGAUAUUUCAGCUAAGUCCUUCGAGGGGGAAAUGCUGGUUGAACUGGCAAAUUUCACUUCUUUGCAGCUUCUCGAAUUGUCAAAGAACAACUUGACGGGAGAAAUUCCAUGGGAGGCAUUUGAAACGUUGUGCAAGCACAACUUUCAAACCCUUGGAAUGGAAAGGAACAAGCUGGUUGGACAUAUUCCACGUGUACUGCUUGAGAACUGCACAAAGCUGGAGCGGGAAUAA